Punica granatum (pomegranate) is the source of this 818-nucleotide messenger RNA. NCBI's taxonomy places the organism in Eukaryota, Viridiplantae, Streptophyta, Magnoliopsida, Myrtales, Lythraceae. The record is from RefSeq and is a predicted model, not a curated record.
CGCAUAUAACAGUUACCAUGACAACAACAACGGGAAGCCAAAGAUGGAUGGUACGCUUAACGGCAAUAGCAAGCGAAGGGACAAGUCAUAUAUGAUGAGCCUGGGGCUCUCCUUCUCGGGGUGCUCGGAGGAGGACGAGGAGCAUCAGGAGGAGGAGAAGGAAGAUCGCAUGGCAGUCGACCGGGCCAAAGCCACGGCAGUGAAGACCAAUAAAGUCCGUCGCAGCAACAGUAUUGGUAAUGGUCAUGAUGGGAACAAUAUCGAUGGGUGUAGGAAGAAGCUGAGGUUGACAAAGGAGCAGUCGGCUUUGCUUGAAGAGAGCUUCAAGCUUCAUAGCACUCUUGCUCCGGCUCAAAAGCAAGCUCUGGCUGACCAACUGAACUUGAAGCCACGGCAAGUGGAAGUUUGGUUCCAAAACAGAAGGGCAAGGAGCAAGCUGAAGCAGAUUGAGCUAGAUUUCGAGCGACUUAAGAAGAAGUGCGACAGUCUAAGUGAUAGAAACCAGAGACUCGAGAAGGAGCUGCACGACUUAAAAUCAAUGAAAGACGACCGGUCAUCAUCAUCUACUGUUCAGCUUCCUAGCUUGUCCCCAGCAUCGUUCCUGCUAUGUUCCUCCUGCCAGAAAAUCAUUGGCGCCGGUGAAAGAAAUUGAAGAGCUAGCGCAGCAGUUUUUUAUUACAGCAGGCCCACAAGACAAAUCAAUAUCGACCGAAGAAAGGAAUUGGGGAGAUACAAUGGCAAUACUGAGAUCUCUAAUUGCUAAUGAUUUUAUUAGGUCCAUAGGUGCGAAAUUAACAGAGUUUAAUCAUGUAAAAUCG